Molecule: messenger RNA, 421 nt
Organism: Paramecium octaurelia
Lineage: Eukaryota; Ciliophora; Oligohymenophorea; Peniculida; Parameciidae
Source: the annotation of a GenBank genome assembly
AUGCAAAUUGUUAAAUCUUCUUAACAUUUAUUGUAGCUGAAAAAAAUAAGCAAUAAAAAAUCAGUACAUUCUGUUAAUGUGACUUGCUUUGCAACCAGUUCUGAAGUAUUGGUAAUAUCAAAGCACUAUCUAGGUAUACAAAAAUCCUAUCCAUACAAAAAUAUAUUUGCAAAUAAAUUAUUUUUUUCAGGACGAAUAUAUAGAUAGUAAUCACGAACUUGCUGAAUAUUAUAGCAGUAUUGAUGACUGCUAUAUUCUAUUCUGGCGAUUGUUCGCAGUUGCUCAUCUAUAGUAGCUCUUAUAUUGUUCUUGUCUGGCAGGUUUAAGAAAUCGCAACAGAAAACAAUUUACAAGUUAGAUUCUCUAUUCAGUAAGAUCCAUCUACACAACAUUGAAAUAAGAAACAAAAUCAAAUUUAUGA